Brassica rapa (field mustard) is the source of this 4315-nucleotide messenger RNA. Its product is annotated as scarecrow-like protein 28. Lineage: Eukaryota; Viridiplantae; Streptophyta; Magnoliopsida; Brassicales; Brassicaceae. The record is from RefSeq and is a predicted model, not a curated record.
AUUCUCCAUUCUUGCUAAAGCAAUUUAACACCAAGUUAAGUAUAAACAAUUUGUUGCUCAAAAAAAAAAGUAUAAACAAUUUAACUCCAGUUUAUGAUUUAAUGAUUUUAAGUUUUUACUUUGUAAUUUUUUUUUCUAGGUACUUUAUGUGAGAUAACCAAAAUUCUGGUUUUCAAAAAGUAUUGUAUUUUUGAAUAAAUUGAAUGUUGUAUUUUAAAUAAAUCGAAAUAAUAUUCCUAAGUAUUUGUUUAUAAUUAUGAGAAAGUGUUCAGUGUGUGAUGAGGGAUUUUUAUGUAGCUUUUCAUAUGUUUUUUAGAGUAACGAUACUAUAAAAGAUUUACUCAUGACAAGUCUGAAUUCAGUACCCAAAAUAUUUAUUUGGUCUGUAACUCUGUAUAAUGAUUUUUUUUAACCAGGAAUGUACUAUCAUACUAAAUUAAUGCCAUGUUGACAAAAAUAGGAGUAAUAAUGUUUUAUUUUUGGUGUGUAUAUUAAAGUCUUUUUUGGCUUGUCCAACUAGACUUCAUUGAUGUCUGUACACACCCAACACUCUCCUUCCUCCCCCAACGGUCAUAUUUCUCCGACAAUAUACAAACGGUAACUAAACCUUUAACUACUUUUCCACCGUUCGAUUAUGUAAAUCCAACGGCUCAGAAACAUCCUGAUUGCCUCGUGCAUCACUCACUCUGCCCCAAAAAAAAAAACAAUUUAGUGUAAAAAGAAAAGUGACUUCAAUUCUCGAAGACCCAACAAGAAAACAAACUGAAAAAGUUGGUGAGAAGUAUGGUAUUAGUAGAACAACCCUGUAUACUACCACAUUCUGUAGAGUGUUGAGAGAGAGAGAGAGAACCAAAAGUGAGUGAGAGUGAGAGAGAGAAACCAGAGAGAGAGAGACAACAAGAAAGAAAAGGAUUAUAGCAGUCACAGUAAUCUCUGAGUGAAGUUCUGAUCUGGGUUUUGUGUUUUUGGGUUUCUUGAUCUGGGAAAUUUGGCAAACCGGGAUGGAAAACCGGAAUGGAGAACCGGGUCUACAAAGUCUGUUCAUCAACGGAGGAGAUCAUCUUCUUCAACAACAGCUUCCUCUGUUCAUGAUGAUGUGAUUUUCGUUGGUCAUCAUUAUCAUCAACAUUUUAGAUUUUGUUUGUUAAAAAAAACUUGAAGGAAUCCGAUGAUUGUGUGUUUAUGGUAGAUUGAUUUGAUUAAGUUUUAUAGAUUAGUUCUAUUCUUUCAUUCUUUUAUUUGAUUAUAUAUUUUAUUUAGGGGAGGGGAUUCAUUUCAUUUUCUAUUUAUUUGCAUAUUAAGUCCCAAAAAAAAAAAAAUCAUUCAUAUAGGAUUUUCACUUUGAUUUCUCAAAUUAUUUUGAUUUUUCUUUUCCCAUCGGAUUCCAUUUUUUUAAUCAAUUGUUGUUUGUGCAAACAGACACUUAGACCAUAUCACUCACAUAGAUUAAUUUGGGGGUGGGUAGAUAUUAUUGUAGAGGAUGUUGGCAGGUUGUUCAAGUUCAUCAUUGUUGUCACCGACCAGAAGAUUAAGGAGUGAAGCAGUAGCAGCAGCAGCAGCAACAUCAUCAGCCGUAUCAGUACAUUUUCCCAUGAACACACAAAGAUUGGACUUACCCUGCAGCAGUAGUAACUUCCCCCGCAAGGAAACACCUACAAACCGACCACUUGGACGCAGCAUCUCACUCGACAACACCAACAACAACAACAAAGCUGGUGGAUGUUCGAUUAAGCAGAGCAUAAAGCUUCCACCUUUGGCAACAACAAGAGGAAAUGCAGAUGGGUUUUCAUGGAACAACGACAACAACAACAACAGAGGGACGAAGAGUUUGAAGAGAUUGGCUGAAGACAAGGAGGAUGAGUCUUGUCUGAGCAGAGUGAAGAGGCAAAGAGGUGAUAAUGAUGAAAAGUUGAUCUCUACUCAGCCUUUACCGGGUCAUCCACACUGGGUUAACUCGGUGAUAACCGAGUUAGCUGGUUUAGGAGAUAAAGACAUUGAGAGUAGCCGUCCUGCUUCAGGAUCAUCAACAAGCGCAUCAGCAGAGAGUCACAGCUUCAGACACAGAGUACCAGUACCCACAAACGGUUCAAGGCAUCCAUAUUCACAACACGGAGGAGGCAGCACAGAGAGAAGGACCAUUGAGAACAUCAACAACAACAACAAUCACAGGAACGACACACAGAGAGACUUGGAGCUUGUGAAUCUCCUUACCGGAUGCUUAGAAGCGAUCAGAACAAGAAACAUAGCAGCUAUCAACCAUUUCAUUGCAAGAAGCGGUGAACUUGCUUCUCCUAGAGGAACAACACCAAUGACUCGUCUCAUAGCUUACUACACCGAAGCUUUAGCUCUAAGAGUGGCUCGCAUGUGGCCUCACAUCUUCCACAUCACGCCGCCUCGUGACUUCGAGGACGAGUCAGCAAACGCGUUACGGUUCUUGAACCAAGUGACACCAAUCCCAAAGUUCAUUCACUACACAGCGAACUCGAUGCUACUAAGAGCCUUCCAAGGGAAAGAGAGAGUCCACAUCAUCGACUUCGACAUCAAACAAGGCUUACAAUGGCCCAGCUUCUUCCAAAGCCUAGCUUCAAGGCCCAUUCCACCGCGCCACGUGCGCAUCACAGGCGUUGGAGAGUCCAAACACGAGCUCAACGAGACGGGAGACCGUCUCCACGGCUUCGCGGAGGCGAUGCAUCUCCAGUUCGAGUUCCACCCCGUCGUCGACAGGCUCGAGGACGUUAGGCUGUGGAUGCUCCACGUCAAGGAAGGCGAAGCCGUCGCCGUGAACUGCGUUUCGCAGAUGCACAAGACACUUUACGACGGGACAGGAGCCGCGGUUAGGGACUUUGCGGGUUUGGUCAGAAGCACGAACCCUGUGGCUGUCGUUAUUGCGGAACAGGAAGCGGAACACAACUCGACGCAGCUGGAGACGAGAGUGUUUAACUCGUUAAAGUACUACUCAGCGGGUUUUGACGUGAUGCACAAGCGUCUAGGUGCGGACAGCUUGAUGAGGGUUAAGAUCGAGGAGGUUUUGUUCGGGAGAGAGAUCAGGAACAUUGUGGCGUGUGAAGGAAGUCAUCGGCAGGAGAGGCAUGUGGGUUUUGGGGAGUGGAGGAGGAUGAUGGAGCAGUUAGGGUUUCGGAGUCUUGGAGUUUCGGAGAGAGAGGUUUUGCAGAGCAAGAUGCUGCUUAGGAUGUAUGGAGAUGGUGAUGAGGAGUUCUUUAACGUGGAGAGGAGCGAUGAAGAUGGAGGAGGAGUCACGUUGCGGUGGUUGGAUCAGCCGCUUUACACGGUCUCGGCUUGGAGUGGCGGAGGGAGUUCUUAGUUUUGAGAAAAAAGGUUAUUUAAUGAGUAUUAUACAUUUAGGGAUUUGGAGUCUAUAGAGAAAUGGGUAUAAGUUUUUUUUUUUUAAAGAAAAUUGGUUUUAUUCUUUUAUUCUUUUUCUUGGGGUGGGAAAUUUUUAUAAAUGAAGGCUAAGAAGAAAUAUUUUGUAUUAGUUUGGAUCUUAUAUUCUUUUUUUUUUGUCAUCCAUCUUAUAUCCUUUUUGAAUAAGAAAAUGAAGUAGUUUUAUAUUUUGAAUCAGCAAGAUUUAGUAAUAUGUUGAUUUACUAUUCGUGAGGAGAUUUUAAUUUUAUAUCAAAAACAACAACACAAAUAUAUUAGUUUGAUUUUUCUAUCGAAUCAACAAGAUUUAGUGAUAUUUUGCUUUUACCUUUAUAUUGAAAACAACAAACAAAUGUAUUAGUUUGAUUUUUAUAUUGGAUCAACAAAAUUUAGUGAUAUUUUACUUCACUAUUUGUGAGAAAAUUUACUUUAUAUUAAAAGCAACAAAAAUGUAUUAGUUUGAUUUUUGGGUCAAUUUGCUGAAUAACCAACUUUGGCAUCAAAAUUAAGCGAGUAGCAUUGAUUUUGACGUAAUGUAAUAUCUAUCAUUUAUGCCAAUUGUUAUCCGGUUCUGCCCCUUCUUCCUGUAAUCAUCCGGUAAUAUUGUAUUGCUAGAUAUGACUUGGUCAAAAUAACGUAGGGUAAAGAUUAAAUUAAAUACUACUUUAUUUGAUAGAAACACAUGCAGCCACGUACCAAUUUAAUCCACCCAAAAUUUUCUUAUUGCUGGUCAAUAAUGAAUCACUAUUAUUUACAAACACAUCACGUAAAAGAACUCAUGUCACAAAUUUACUUAUAACAUAUUUAUUUACUAUAUGAAGUAGAAUGAACGGAUAGAAACAUAAUUUAAAAAAAAAAAGUGUAUAAACCCUAAACCCAAAAAAACAUAAAUUUCCAAAUACUAAAUCCUAAACUCUAAUCACUAAACCCUAAC